This is a messenger RNA of Amoebophrya sp. A25, 1695 nucleotides long. The record is from the annotation of a GenBank genome assembly. Lineage: Eukaryota; Dinophyceae; Syndiniales; Amoebophryaceae.
CUCGAAUCUGCCGUAGUUUCAGGGUUAAUAACUUUCCCAUUGCGCCGCUGUAGCAGGUGCAGGCUUCUACUUCUUUCGAGACGGAAUGCGAAUCGUAUUCCCCAACAGUUCUCAAAAUUUAUCAUCCUGGUGCGCGUCCUCCUUCUCGACCGUCUAUUCAAUGUCUUGCACUAAAAUAACGAGUACUUGUACUACACCAACCCAUAAUGAGUAUGAGUGAUUUUUUCGUCCUCCAUGUACUUGUUGUAGUUGUAAUUUCCAGAUCCCUGCCUCCAUUCAGUGUACUCACCUCCUUUUUUGGUUUUUUUUGGUUAGAUGUUCUGUCGAAUUUAGAUUUUUGAAUUCCACGACGCUGGACAUCUUAACAGAUAUAAAGCUCGAUUAGAGGCACCUUGUUCGGGUAAUUUCGUUGUAUUGCAGUAGGAGCUUUACGAUCCCUUUUCUAGGUUGACCCCCCCUAUGUAAGAACAAUAUUAAGAAAGUAGUCGUGAAUGAGUAUGAAGUACCUCGACGCCGUUGUGUGACUGCUCUCCAUCAGGGGGGCGUCACCGGCGCUUCAUGACACGAAGCUAAAUGUCAUUCUGCGCUGCAGUAGAGAGUAAGGAGAGGCACGUUCUUGACGAAGGCACUACUACGAGUACAUCCACCCUACUAGACGCAGCUGAAGGUGAUUCGCCCUCUGAUAACGCUGAAAGCCCGACGACGCAGAGCACAACUGCUUCCUCGUCACCAGAGGAUGACUAUUCUUCAGCAGUUUUGGCUACUCUGACAGGAGGAUCAAGUUCAAAAGACGAUGCAACGCAGGCGCAGCAACUUCUAUCAGAACGAGAACUUGAAUUACGACAGGAGCGUGAGAAUCGACGUAUGCUGGAAAAGAUAACUACAGGUACAGAUCAGAAGGUUGAUCUUGAUGAAGCUUCUGAUUCAUCUCUGAUAAUUAACAAGGACGAGGAGCGAGCUCGAUUGCGGGAGCACCGUCAAGCUAUUCUUCGUUGUCAAGAACGGAGGUUGGCGCUUCUCCGUGAGCGAGAACAACUCCUUCGCAGGCAAAGAUCGACAAGCAAUAAACUACAAUUUCUUCGACAUCGGAGAUUAGCGUUGCUUCAGCAAGAGCAGAGAGAAAGAAAUAAAGCAGACGGCGAACAAACGGAACACGAGGAACCUUCCGAGAACGUGAAUCAGAGUAACUACACUAACAGGAACAAGAAUAACGACAAAAACGUAGACGACAAUAACAAAGAGUCCGGCGACGGGCACAGAGAGCGUCCAUCCCGAGAAAGAACCGCACAACGAGGUGUUCGACCACGUGGUGUACGCUCACACGCAACAAGAACAAGAAGCCAGCGAGCAGGGCGUGCGAGAGACAAUCAAAAUAACAGGCCACGACGACGUAGCGCAAUUUAUCAGGUACGACCAGCGGAAGAGGAGGAGGACAUUUUCAGCGCGUUAUUUGUGCGGCUCCUUUUUCUCCUGAAAAUAUUGCUUUACAUCGUGCUAACUUUCUUGCUGAUUCUCAGUAUUGUUCCUAGGGUCGUCUUCUUCUAUCUGCGACUCAGCGUUCUCAUUAGUUCGCGCCACUCCAUUUCCGAAACAGUUUUUUCGAAGUCAGUUCGCGAGUUCGCACGUCUUGACGCAGAAAUCGCUGCGGAAGAGCUACAGAGCCUUCACUUGGAACCAGCGCAGAACACACUUUAG